Messenger RNA from Triticum dicoccoides, 1178 nucleotides. Its product is annotated as polygalacturonase inhibitor-like. The transcript has a single exon. Gene Ontology annotation, molecular function: protein binding. The record is from RefSeq and is a predicted model, not a curated record. Bases 27 to 1067 code for a protein of 346 amino acids. NCBI's taxonomy places the organism in Eukaryota, Viridiplantae, Streptophyta, Magnoliopsida, Poales, Poaceae.
UACCACUCCAAUAUACUUAGGCUUCAAUGCUCAGCAAGUGGUCCGAGUGCUCUGCCGACAGGAUGAGGAUGUACUCACAUGCUCUGCUCGUUCUCCUCCUCUGCUCUCUCCUCGCCGGCGCGGCCAACGCCGAGCCCUCUCGGGAGCUUACUUACAAGGAUUGCCACCCCGACGACAAGGCGGUGCUGCUCGCCUUCCCGGAGUCCUGGUCCUCGUCAUGGGCGCCCGACACACCCUGCUGCGACUGGUUCGCCGUCGCCUGCGCCCGCUCCACCGCCCGCGUCGUGGGCUUCUCCGUCUUCCAGGACCCCAACUUCACGGGCACAAUCCCCAGCGCCAUCGCCGGUCUCACCCACCUGGAAGACCUUUUCCUACACCACCUCCCGGGGCUAUCGGGCCCCAUACCGUCGGCGAUAGGCAAGCUCACCAAUCUCUCUAGGCUCGAAAUCUUAUGGACGGCCGUGUCGGGCCCCGUGCCGUCCUCCUUGGGCAAGCUCAAGAAGCUCACCCAGCUCGACCUCUCCUUCAACUCGCUCAGCGGCGCUAUCCCGGUGACGCUGGGCGCCAUCCCCGGCAUCACCCUCAGCCGCAACCGCCUCACCGGCGCCAUCCCCCAGAUGUUCCUCAGCGAGUCCGCCGGCCAGGACGUCUACCUCGACGUGUCGCACAACAACCUCACCGGCCCCAUACCGGCCUCGUUCGCUGCAGUGAACUUCACGCACCUCGACCUCUCGCGCAACGCCCUGACCGGCGACGCGUCCGGCCUCUUCGGGCGCGGGAAGGAACUGCAGUACAUCAACCUGUCCCGCAACGCCUUUGAUUUCUACCUGUCAGGCGUGGUGGUGCUCCCGGAGAAGCUCUUCCACCUAGAUAUGAGCCACAAUGCCAUCCAAGGCAGCAUCCCGGCGCAGGUCGCGAACGUGGCCAACCUGCUGGCCUUCAACGUCAGGUACAACAGGCUCUGCGGCCCCGUGCCGGCCGGCGGGAACAUGGCGAGGUUCGAUCUCUACAGCUUCCAGCACAACAAGUGCCUCUGCGGUGCUCCCCUCCCUCCGUGCAAGAAAUAGAUGGAUUUAUCUGCUGGGUUUGACAGAAUAACGAGAUGUUGAUAUUCAUAUGUCGACCAAUUCGACUGUAUUGAUGCCUCCGGAUUAAGAAUUGUGCUGAAAUAAAGUCAA